AUGUCGACCGCAGCAAGCUCCACACCUUCUCUCACCCCUUCUCGUGCGCCGACACCCCAAGUGCCAACUCAACCAGACCACUUCUAUGGCUCAGAGAAUGCCCAGCAGCUGCCACUUUCCCCCGACUCCGAUGGCAAGACAUGGCUUGAUCCAGAGGAUGACCCCUCGGCCCAACGCGGUAUACCUGUAUUCAAACCUACUGUGGAGGAAUUCGAGGACUUUGAGGCAUACAUGGACAGGAUUGAGUGUUGGGGCAAGAAGAGUGGGAUAGUGAAGGUUAUACCCCCGAAGGAGUGGACGGAUGCGUUGCCGCCGUUGAACCCGCAGUUAGCCCGUGUCAAGUUGCAGAACCCGAUCGAGCAGCAUAUGCUCGGUAGCGGUGGGCUCUUCCGCCAGCAGAAUCUCGAGAAACCGCGCGUCAUGAGUGUGCGCGAGUGGUCAGAGCUGUGCGAAAAAGAGGAGCUGCGCGCGCCGGGCAUUGACGACGUAGGACUGCGUGCGCGCGCGACGAACGGCAGCGCGAAGGCGCGAACAAGGAGAGCGCGUAAGAAGGCAGGAAAGUCGGAGACUGCCGAACCAGACGCGGACACGCACAUAAAAGAGGAGGAAAAUAACUCUCAAGCCCAUCUCAGCGACGGUUCUCCACAGCCUUUCGCCUCUUCGAGCUGUGCAGUCGUAUCUGCUACCCCUGUCGGCGACCAAUACUCAGGACUCUCCGUUGAGCACGUGGAGCCCCAUAGCACAGUCAGUGUACUCGAUUCUGUUUCAGUCCGGGACACUCCAUUUAGGCUGGGUGAGGAAGAGACCGAAGAGAAACCCAAUGUCAAGGGCAAACGUGUCGGACAGUCCCGCGACGCUAGAAAGGCCAGUCUUGCUCAGAGGGCUGACAAGGACAAGAAGUUCCUAGAGAAGUUUGAUCCUCAUUCAGACUGGCUCCCUCCCAACACUACGCCAUUUGAUUAUACGCCGGAGUUUUGCAAGGAGCUCGAGAGACGAUACUGGAGGAACUGUGGAUUGGGUAGACCUGCUUGGUAUGGAGCUGAUAUGCAAGGCACCCUAUUUACAUCUGAAACAAAGAGCUGGAACGUUGCUCACCUUGAAUCCGCCUUGUCUCGCCUCCUCCCUGCGUCGUCUCAAGGACUUCCGGGGGUGAAUACGCCGUACUUGUAUUUCGGCAUGUGGCGAGCCACUUUUGCGUGGCAUGUCGAAGAUAUGGACUUGUUCAGCAUCAAUUAUAUCCAUUUUGGUGCACCAAAGUUCUGGUAUGCCGUCCCGCAAGCUAGAGCUACGGCUCUUGAACAAACCCUGAGAGGCUAUUUCCCGAAGGACAGUUCUUUGUGCCGACAGUUUCUACGGCACAAGUCCUUCCUUGCUUCCCCAACGCUCCUUUCACAAUCUUCAUGUCGACCCAAUUGCCUCGUACAGCACGCGGGCGAGUUUGUGAUUACGUAUCCAAACGGUUACCAUGCUGGCUUUAAUCUCGGCUUCAACUGCGCGGAAAGCGUGAACUUCGCUCUCCAGAGCUGGCUGAAGUUUGGUCAAGACGCUCAAGUAUGCAGCUGUGUGUCCUUCAGUGUGCGCAUCGAUGUCAAAAAACUUAUGCAUGACCGUGAGGCGGAGCGGGCCCAGGAGAAGACCAGCCAACCGCAGCUGAAAUCUAGUAAAUCCGGUCGCAUCAAAAACGAGUCGGAGUCGAGCAGGGAACAACCCUCUCGCAAGCGCAAGGUGGAAGGCAGCGACGGCUCCUGCAAGACCAAGAAACAGAAGACGAAGACUACAAAGGGCGGCCCAGCUGAGGCAUCCUCAUCAAAAUUAGCGACCAAGGUCACCUUGAAGCUCGGACCAAAACCCAAGGAGACUGAGGUGUUUCCGUGCUGCUUGUGCGUGUCAAUGAACCAGGAUAGAGUUCUGCGAGUGCAGGACCCUCCGCUGUGGCGUAAGGAGGGCGAGAGCGUGCCCGGUGCUGACCCUAAGACCGCUGUCUGGAUGGCACACGAGGACUGUGCGAACAUCGUACCGGAAACGUGGGUUGACGAGGUUGAGAUUGGGGAAGUGCGAGACGACGGCACGCGCGGUAAGGAACGAGUCGUCUUCGGCGUAGAUGCGAUUGUGAAGGAUCGUUGGAAUCUGAAAUGUUCUGCUUGCACAAAGACUCGCCAUAAGGCUCACGGUGCGCCUGUUCAGUGCACGAAGGGCAAGUGCCCGAAGGCAUUCCACGUAUCAUGUGCACGCGAUGGUGCCGCCAGUGGCAUCGUAUUCAAUGUGCUUCGAGAGGUGGAAAAAGAGGUUGUCAUAAUGGGUGCUCAAGAAAUGCCGACUACGCUCAAUCCUCCGCAGAUGGUAGUGGACGUGCCUGCUAUUGCAGAUGGACUGACGAUGCCACUGGACCAAGCCUCUCUGGUUCCGGAAGCUAACGGACUUGACUUCUCGGGAACUCCGACGAUUGGCAUGUCAGUGGCGCCUGUGACAGAUAGUGCGGAACCCUCAAGUUCCCAUGUGUACAAGUUUGUCAAGAAAGUCGAAGUGCAGGUGUUAUGCUCACAGCACAACCCGAAAAUUGCACAAGAGAAGAAGGAAUUGAAACAGCAGAGGAUUCGCGACGAUCUUGUCGCGUUGCCACCCAUGACACGCAUCAAGUUGCGCGUGAGUGCUGGUGUAUUCGAGGUGUCACUCCUUCGUGUCAUUGAGGAGACGAACUCGGUGGAGGUUUUGUGGGAUAGGGGCCUCAAGAGAGAAUUCAAGUGGGGCAGCGUAGUUUUCGGCAAUACGGAGGGUCUGACCGUUGGUCAGAAACCUACCGAAGCGGCGCCUGAGCCCGUUCAGCUUGCCGCACAGCUUCCGACCCUUCAACCUCGAGCUGCAUUCCCCAGGUUCUCGACGGCUACUCCUCCUGUCGACGCCCGAAAUCAGGCCGUAUCUCCUCUGUCGAUACCGCUCCAACCCACCCUCUCGUUGUCAGUACCUUCUCCGGGACCAUCAACGGCAACUGCGCCGGUCUACACUCCUCCAUCUGCGCCGUAUCCACCGCGACCGAACACCUAUCAGUACUCGUCAGCUGCCUGGAAGUAUAAUUUCCCACCGCCGAAUGCCACUCCUUCGUACGCCACAUCGGGGCCGUCGACACAGAGCUACCAGUACGCAUCGACUGCAUACCAGAGUGCAGGAACGUACCGGGGGCACAGUGGAUAUAACUAUACUCCAAACCAGUACCAAUCUCGUGGACUGCAGUGGCAGCGACCAUACACGGGUCCCAAGCCGAAUGCGUACGGAGAGACCUUGACUUCUACUCUUACUGCACAGGCUGUGCCAUAUGCGCCUCCUGCACAGGCCGUGCCCUAUUACCCUCCAGGACAGACGAUAAAUGAUAAGGCUCCUGUCGGUUCGCAACCUCAGUGGGCUUCGACCUUGGCAAUGUCCAUCUCCAACCCUCCUCCUGCAGCUCCUCCUUCGUCUCAACUUCCACCUGCGACUGUUACUCCAGACGCGCCGUCGUAA
Sparassis crispa is the source of this 3495-nucleotide messenger RNA. RefSeq lists its product as hypothetical. Lineage: Eukaryota; Fungi; Basidiomycota; Agaricomycetes; Polyporales; Sparassidaceae. Gene Ontology annotation, biological process: chromatin remodeling. The record is from RefSeq and is a predicted model, not a curated record. Bases 1 to 3495 code for a protein of 1164 amino acids. Gene Ontology annotation, molecular function: histone H3K9 demethylase activity; histone H3K36 demethylase activity. Gene Ontology annotation, cellular component: nucleus. The transcript is spliced from 8 exons.